Molecule: messenger RNA, 700 nt
Organism: Didymella exigua CBS 183.55
Lineage: Eukaryota; Fungi; Ascomycota; Dothideomycetes; Pleosporales; Didymellaceae
Exons: 2
Coding region: 66-605 (179 amino acids)
Source: RefSeq, a predicted model, not a curated record
CAACACCACAUCUCCUAUUAACGCAGCCACACCACACCACACACAAAGCUCUCACCCUCGCAACCAUGGCUAUCAUAUCGGCAAAUGCGAUGAUCCGCAGUUUGGCGCUGUUCCACCUAACGCUGGCUGCACUUCUGAUCAAGAACCCAAAGCUCAUCGCAAACCAGAGUGUUAUUAUGAUCUUGGGCGGAUCAAUGCACCUCCCCAUACCGCGUGACUUCGCUACACCUUCCGCACCGAUAGCCUUCAUCGCCAUCCUCUUCGCGUUCAUUGGCAUCAACGACCUUACUGCAGCCUCGCUCCCCGAAGAGGUCUUCGACGAAUACUGGGGCGCACAGACACCCGUGCGACUUGUCUUCUUGUUCGCGCUCACCGGAUACACAUUCUUGUUCAAGGAGGGCGGAAUGUUUGGUGGGGCCAGGGGCAUUGCGUACACGAAUAGCCCAGGCAGCUAUCUCAAGAACAGCAUAGUGUUCAGCUGGGGCUUCGUUGAGCUGUCCACAUGGUUCUGGAUCUUCAUCACUCUGCGUGAGGAGCGACGUGAGCGGGCGAGGAAGCUUAUUGAGAAGCGUCAGAAGGAGACUGAAAAGAAUGAGAGGAUGUGAGGCGGGACAAACGAAGAGCGACCAAUAUCAUACUAGAGAGCUACAAUAUUGGCAAUUCAUCAACGCUGCUUCGUGACCACCUAACGGACAGUUCU